AUGGCCCUCUUCACCGUUGCCUGCGGCAACUUCGGCCUGGACACUAACAUAGCGAAAACGGUCGUGCAUCAACCGCCACGCUACGCUGCCUACAAAGCACCCCAAAUCAAGGUAAAUAGCGCCCAACUGCAAAUAGUGGACAAUUUCAUCUACCUGGGCAGCACCCUCUCCCGCACGAUCGAAACCAAUGAAAAAUAGCUCAUCGGAUUUCCAAAGCCAGGCAAGUCUUCGAUCGUGUACAAAGCACGAUCUGGAAUCGCCACGGUCUCCACCUCAAUACCAAACUGAAGAUGCAGAAAGCGGUCAUUCUGCCGACGCUGCUGUAUGGAGCAGAGACCUGGACGGUAUACAUGAAGCAGGCGCAGAGGCUCAAUCACUUCAAUCCCAGCCGUCUUCGACGCAUAGUGAAGUUUAUGUUGCAGGAUCGGAUCCCGGACACUGAUGUACUGGAGCGGACGGGAACCCUCAAAAUCUACGCCAUGCUGAAACAGCCGCAAAUGCGUUGGAGCGGCUACAUCGUGCGAAUGGACUACGAGUGGCUGCCCAAACGACUUUUCUGCGGAGGGGUCGUCACGGGUGGCUGCCGGGAAGGAGGCAAAGUCUGCCGAUACAAGGACGCCCUGAAGACCUCCCCGAAGCGUUUGUAA
This is a messenger RNA of Spirometra erinaceieuropaei, 647 nucleotides long. Lineage: Eukaryota; Metazoa; Platyhelminthes; Cestoda; Diphyllobothriidea; Diphyllobothriidae. The record is from the annotation of a GenBank genome assembly.